This is a messenger RNA of Saxophila tyrrhenica, 1125 nucleotides long. It is a transcript of the gene TOM40, whose product is annotated as translocase of outer mitochondrial membrane. Gene Ontology annotation, cellular component: mitochondrial outer membrane translocase complex; mitochondrial outer membrane. The record is from RefSeq and is a predicted model, not a curated record. Gene Ontology annotation, molecular function: transmembrane protein transporter activity. Lineage: Eukaryota; Fungi; Ascomycota; Dothideomycetes; Mycosphaerellales; Extremaceae. The coding region runs from base 1 to 1125 and encodes 374 amino acids. Gene Ontology annotation, biological process: protein import into mitochondrial matrix. The transcript has 3 exons.
AUGGCGGCACCUCCUUUAGAAAAAGUCGACACCUCUCCUCCCGUCACCUCCCCCGAUGUCGAUGUCGUCGUCGCUCCCCCGGCGCCUCGGACGAAUGCCUUCAUGGACACCAUCCUCGACUCCUACCAGUCCUUCCACGAGCGAAGGCAGGCGUUGGGCCUCAGCAACCCGGGUCCUGUUGACGAGAUUGCCAAGGAGGUCCAACGGAGCGUCUUUCUCACCAACCAGACCUUCUCGGGGCUGCGAGCAGAGCUGAACAAGAGCUUCUCCAUAUACCCCUUGUUCCAGAUCAGCCAUGCCUUCGCGACUGGUAGCCAGAUGCUCUCGCCCUACACAUUCCUCGCUCUCUACGGGACGGACAACGUUCUCUGUCAAGCCCAACUCGACUCCGAUGCCUCCUUCUCCGCGCGCUUCAACUCCCGUCUCUCGAACCGCUUCAUCUUCAAGUCCAAUGUGCAAAUGCAACCCGCGCAGAUGGGCCAGCCCGGCGCUGCUCAAGUAUCGCUGGAGCAAGACUACCGGGGCAGCGACUUCACCGCGCAAUUGAAGAGCAUCAACCCAUCAGUGCUGGAGGGCGGUCUGACGGGUAUGUUCAUUGGCAGCUACAUGCAAAGCAUCACGCCGGGAUUGGCAUUGGGCAUUGAGGGUGUAUACCAGAGACCAGGCGGUGGCAUGGGACCAGAAGCGGCGAUCAGCUACGCAGCGCGAUACAAAUCCAACGACUGGAUUGGCAGCUUGCAGCUGUUGACGCAGGGUGGUCUGCAGGGCACCUACUGGAGGCGGCUGACGGACAAGGUGGAGACGGGUGUGGACGUCAACUUGCAGUUUGCAGGCCUUUCUGGCUCGAACGCCAUGCUCGGCGGCGCACGGAAAGAGGGCGUAGCGACUUUGGGUGCAAAGUACGAGUUCUCGCGUUCCAUCUACCGCGCUCAGGUCGACUCGCAAGGCAAGAUUGGCUGCUUGCUGGAGAAGAUGAUUGCGCCGCCCGUGCGUCUCACGUUCGCGGGCGAGAUGGAUCAUGCGAAGAACUCUGCCAAAAUCGGCGUCGCAGUCUCCAUCGAAGCCUCCGGCGAAGAGCUCAUGGAGCAGCAAGACAAGAUCAAUCCGGCCUCGCCACCCUUCUAA